AUGUGGGUUUUGCGGUUCUCUCUAAUAUGAAUUUAAAUCUGUAAAUUUGAAUCUCUACGGUCUCAACCUCCCAAACGCGCAACGCUCUCUGGUUAUCUGAACCUAUUAUUUUAUAUUUUAGUGCUCCAAGUCCAGCGGCCAUGGCUUCGAUUAGGAGCUUAAACACUUGGCGGACUAUUGAGAAUCAUCUUCAAAUCUGUUCAAAACAUGUUGCAAUUCAAGUCCGAGACGCAAACCAACUAGUUCUUUCUAUGCCCAUUUCUAGAAGAUCAGCAAUUCUGGUUUCUUCAUUGCCAUUUACCUUCAUUUCCCUUCCACAAUCCUCAGAAGCAAGAGACAGACGCAACAGGAAGGCCGUUCCUCUUGAAGACUAUCUUACCACACCUGAUGGAUUGAAAUACUAUGAUAUUGUUGAAGGAAAUGGUCCAGUUGCUGAAAAAGGAUCCACAGUUCAGGUGCACUUUGACUGUAUGUAUCGCGGUAUAACCGCCGUGUCAAGUCGAGAAUCUAAACUCUUGUCUGGAAAUCGUAGUAUUGCUCAGCCAUAUGAAUUCAAGGUUGGAGCUCCUCCAGGUAAAGAACGAAAGCGUGAGUUUGUGGACAACCCAAAUGGUCUUUUCUCUGCUCAAGCUGCACCGAAACCCCCACCGGCCAUGUACUCAGUAACAGAAGGAAUGAAAGUUGGGGGGAAGAGGACUGUGAUUGUCCCUCCAGAGGCUGGUUAUGGCAAGAAAGGAAUGAAUGAGAUUCCGCCAGGAAGCACAUUUGAGCUAAAUAUUGAGCUUCUAGAAGUAAUUUCGCCAGAAGGAAAGUAAAGCCUAGUCAGGGUGAUGAGAAUUCAAAACAUCAGUGCUGGUCAACUUUUUCUACAAGGAAAACGACGUAGUAUCACGGCGGGAUUGUUUCUGACUGAAGAGCAUGGUUGAUCAAAUGUUUUAUCAUUGAAACACCAUUUGUAAAAUAUACCAAUAUAUGUAUAUGAUGAAACAAACUGCAAUCUAUCUUGGGGUAGGGCCAGAUUCGAUCCAAGCCGAACUUAAACAAGAUCUAACUCUGUAUCAACUCGAAUUGAGCCAAUUCAAGAUUGAUAAACUAAAGUCAAACUCGACUCGAAUACAAA
Molecule: messenger RNA, 1120 nt
Organism: Mangifera indica (mango)
Lineage: Eukaryota; Viridiplantae; Streptophyta; Magnoliopsida; Sapindales; Anacardiaceae
Product: peptidyl-prolyl cis-trans isomerase FKBP18, chloroplastic
Exons: 6
Coding region: 141-815 (224 amino acids)
Cellular component (GO): chloroplast thylakoid lumen
Molecular function (GO): peptidyl-prolyl cis-trans isomerase activity
Source: RefSeq, a predicted model, not a curated record